AUGUCUAUCAAUAUCGUCAAGGAUCCUUCAGACGCCCGGGUAGACAUCGUUCUUGUCCCUGGUUUGAAAGUAGACCAAAAAGACUGGACAUCCGCUGACAGCUCCAUCUUUUGGCCCGAAAAGCUUCUCGCGACACAGAUUCCCAAGGCACGCAUCUUGGUCUUUGAAUAUGACGAAGAUCCAACCCUGGAUGUAUUUUGGAACAAGCGUGACUUGAUCUCUAGUAACUCGGAUGAUUUAGUGAAUUCGCUGUUGGAUGAGCGACGAGCCGAAAAGGCUGAGCGACCAUUGAUCUUCAUCGCACAUUGUCUUGGGGGAUUGGUCGUCGAAAACCCGCGUAUUAUUCAGGCCCUUAUGAGAGCGAGCAAGAACGAGAAGAAGAGACAGCUUGUCACCUGUGCAGCGGGUCUUGUACUACUUGGAACACCGCACUACCAGCAUGGAACAUUGUCCGAGGCAAAGAAAUAUUUCCAACUGGCUCAGAAAGAUGUCCCGAGUGACGCCGACCUGCAGGCUCUGUCGAAACAUGUUUUGGCAAUUCCAGAAGCAUUCGCUCAAUUCAUCCAAGCAAAUCCCGUCAACGUGGAGAGCUUUUAUGAAGGUUCCCCCGUGAGUAUCAAUAAUGACCAGGGGGAUGAGAUUGAAGUCGUGGAAGAAGCUGUUGCAAAGUUACCGGGAGAUUCUUCUGAUCCUACUAUGCUGAAGGGGAACCACCACCAAAUGAGCCGGUUUGGGAGCGAGAAGGAUAAGGAUUUUAAGAAUGUGUCUAGGGUUCUCGUGGAUUGGGUGGACGAUCUCCCUGAGCCCGAGGAGAAAGACCUGGCCCAGUUAUGGCAGGCAGCGAUACAAGACUACGAAAAGACAACAGGGAAAAGCCUCCUCCUUGCCCGACAAUUCGGAAGCACGGAAGAAGUCAUGGGGGCCACCGAAGAGCUUUCGAACAAGUUCAAGAAUUUUCGCGAUGACAAGAGUAAAGUGUCGAAAGUGCGGACGGCAUUCAAGAAUAAUCUCUGGUUGAUCCAGACCGUUGUCAAUACGAUACAGACCGUUGGAAAUGCGGCUUCGGCGUUCCCGCCCGCCAUGCCGGCAAGUUUGAUAUUCUCAGCCUUUGGACAGGUCAUGCAGUCAUUCGCUGAUGUCUCGGCCGAUUACGACAAAAUCAUGGGCUUCUUCGAGUUCACGCACCGAUUUUGGGACAGACUGUCUAUCAUUGACCAAAAACUGCCGGAUCUACCACAGUUUCAGCGGUGUGUGUCGCGCGUGUUUUCAAGCAUUUUGAAAAUUUGUGCGAUUGCGCAAAAGUAUAGCACAGAAAAACGGAUGAAGAAAUGGUUCGAUAAUUUAUUGAGCGGAUCUGACGGGGAGCUGACUGGGGCUACUACUGUUCUUGAAGAGGCCAUUAAUGAGCUGAGUCAGGCGGUUGGUCUGACUACUCUAAGAACCGUCCAAAUUCUAGAUGAGGUUGUCCAGAGCAUGAACGGGAAUAUCCAAUUCCUUGUGUCAAAUGCAAAUCUCAUCGACGAGCGGACGAGGAGUAUUGAAUCUAACACCAAUACCAUCAUUGAACAGAACCAGGACCUUGCAUUAAAGCAAAACAAUAUGACAAACAUGCAACAGGAAACAUUACAAGAAAUGGCGCAACAAUCUCGAAUGCUCGACAGUAUCGUGGGCUAUUUCGGAUCUAUCCAAAUGAGUCAGAACUUUGGUAGAAAGAGCUUUCAGGACAGCAUAUUGAAGCUGGGCGUUGUCCGGCUGCGACUGACGCGUUGGAGUCAAGCUGUCGGAUUGAAGGAUCUGAAUAAUGUGCAGACUCUCCGGCAUGUGAAGAUUUCCGAUGAAGAUCUUCCCAUGGUAAAGGAGCUUUUGGGCAGGAUUAUGGAGAGUUUCGAUGACGCCGAGAGGACUUCAAGUCGGAUAAAAAAACGUAAUCCCUCUUUGUCGUCUGGUGGUGUGUUAGAUCCUGCUAAGGAAUUAGAUGAAGCAGCCGCAUCGCUUCAUCAGAAAAUGGAUACAAUAGUCAAAACAAGGCAGGGCAAGGAAGAACAAUCAGAAGAUGAGCAGACGGAAUUGAUCCUCUACGAAGACAAGAACUUCACGCGACUAAUUGAGGAUAUCAGCGACUCGGUGAAUGACUUGGUCAAUCUCUUCCCAGCGGUUGAAGAAAUGCAGCAAAAGCUUUGCGACGAAGAAGUUUCCGAGAUGAACAAGGCCGAAAACGCUCUGUCGCUGCUGAAAGAGGCCGCUGACGGCCAGGAUAAUAUGCUUAGCAAGACUGUGAUAAAGGUUAUCGAAUCUACCACGACUUACAACAACAGCGUUGUCUUUCAGGGAACUAAUUCUGGAGACUUCUUCUCCAUCGGCCGCAACAUAAUCGCCCAUCUCUACAACCACUAUCCCAAUCUAGCCGCCGAAUGCGAACGCAUCAACUACUCCGGCCUAAUCGCCUACCACAAACUCAACGGCGAACGCAUCUCAGGCCCCGAGGCUGUUCCCAUUGGGAAACCAACUAUGACCCUCAACGACGGAUCAGAAAAAUUCAUUCCGUUCAACAGGCACCAUCGCCCCAAGUUCGUUGCCGCUCUUCUAGCGCAGGUCCGGAAUCUGGGUAUAGAGGUUAUUUUUGGUGCGAAAGUAGUGGAUUAUUUCGAGGAUCUCGAUCGACAAAAAGCGGGCGUUGUGCUUGAAAGUGGCGCGAAGAUGGAGGCUGACGUGGUUGUUGCGGCGGAUGGUAUUGGCACAAAGAGCAAUAAACUCGUUAAUCCAGGGGAGGAUGACAAGGCUUACUCUAGCGGAAUGUCGAUUUUCAGAACUUCGUUUCCGGUGGAGUUGGCUUUGGCUGAUCCGGAGGUGAGAGAUCGAUGGCCGCUGUUGGAUGGGGAUGUGCCUUGUCUUGAGAUUUGGGGAGGUGACAACAUGUCCUUCUUUGUACAGCGGUACUCGGACAUCAUGUGUUGGCUAAUGACUCACAAGAGCACUGGCAAAGGCCUUGAAUCGUGGUCCCAGCCCAUCCCCCUCUCGACUGUACUAAACCUCACCUCCACCAUCCCCAACUUCCCGGACGUCGCCAACCGUCUAAUCCAAAGCACCCCUGUCGACGGCAUAAUCGACUGGGAGAUCAUGUGGCGCGAUCCACGCUCAAACUGGGUUUCUCCCGGUGGCGGGAGGGUUGUGCAGGUAGGCGAUAGCGCGCAUACGUUUCUACCAUCGUCCGGUAGCGGCGCGACACAGGCCAUGGAGGACGCGAUUUCGCUCGCGACUUGUCUCCAGAUUGGAGGGAAAGGGAAUGUUUCGAUUGCGACGAGGGUACAUAAUAAACUUCGAUUCGAGCGCGUUUCAUGUGUGCAACUAAGCGGAUUCAUGAACCAUCAAAAACAGAGCAAUCCAGUCUAUUCAGCUGAUAGCGAGGAUGAAGAGUCAUUCAAAAUCAGCCUGGGCGACUGGAUGGUCAUGUAUGAUUCUGAAAAGUAUACAUAUGCGCACUAUGGGGAGGUGCUCAAUCAUCUUAUUUCUGGGGCGCCGUUCGAAGCCACAAAUAUUCCACGGGGAUAUACAUACAAGCCAUGGACGAUCAAGGAACUGUUGGGCAAAAUUAAUAGGGGUGAGAAGAUACAUUUUGAAGGAGAUUGGUCGUGA
Molecule: messenger RNA, 3633 nt
Organism: Talaromyces amestolkiae
Lineage: Eukaryota; Fungi; Ascomycota; Eurotiomycetes; Eurotiales; Trichocomaceae
Exons: 12
Coding region: 1-3633 (1210 amino acids)
Biological process (GO): secondary metabolite biosynthetic process
Molecular function (GO): FAD binding; monooxygenase activity
Source: RefSeq, a predicted model, not a curated record